AUGUUCUCUGAGUCAUGGUGGAUUGGGACUAAAGAGGAGAACCCUGACGAAGCCCAUCUUGAUUUCCCUAAAGAACUCUCUCAGGCAGAGAAAACUGAAGAGUUUGAUUUCCGAGGCGGUGCAGGAUCAGCAGCAGCAGCUUCAGUUAAGACGGCUGCGGCUCCUGAAACUGGGAGCCAACCAACGGAGACAGAGACAGACUCACCUGAAGUUGGAAUGGAGGAGUUUUUGUCUGAUGAUGAAGAGUUUAUGGACGAUAAGGUUCAGGUGACACCAGUUCAAGUAACUCUAGUUCGUCAGUCUCAGAGAAAUUCUGGCAAGAAGUUCAACUUUGCAGAAACCUCUCCAGAAAACUCCUCAGGUGAAAGUGAAGGCAAUACAUCUGAGGAAGGGGAUGAGAAACCUGUGUUGGAAUCUGAUUCUUCAACAAGAGUUCGUGAGGAACCUCAAGCUGAUAUUAAUACUGCAUCAGCAGGCAAGUUGCUCACCAAACUUCCGGCUAAAAAGGAAAAAUCAAACAGAAAAGACGGUAAGCUCGUUCAAGCUACAGUAGCCAAACUAUUCAAGAAAGCAGAGCAGAAAACAGCUGGUCCUUCAAAGAAUAAAUCAUCAUCAAAGACCUAG
Messenger RNA from Eruca vesicaria subsp. sativa (arugula), 624 nucleotides. NCBI's taxonomy places the organism in Eukaryota, Viridiplantae, Streptophyta, Magnoliopsida, Brassicales, Brassicaceae. The record is from the annotation of a GenBank genome assembly.